UCCUAUUUUGACAGCGUAACCGGCUUUUUUAAUUUUUAUUGAAUGUUCUCAAAUCAAGGACGAUUUACAUUACAUUCAUAACUUGGCACUGCAUUCGUCUCCCAGAAUCUAAAUAUCUGAUUGAUGAUGAAACGAUUUACACAGAGAAGAAUCUGUUAGAUUAACGUGAAAGAACUUUCUGCUGAAUAAUAAAUGAUCCGGCCGCAACAGAGAAUUUGAUAUCAAUUUUUUGCAAUGCGACUUUUUAUUAUAGCAGGUUUUAUCGUAUAUCGCUUGAAUCAGCAUACCUGUUGGUUUUCAUUUAAAUUUUUAAUUCACUUAUACACUGUUUUAAGGGGGGCAAUCGUUUCCUCCAUAUAAUAUCUAUCUUUUUUUUCGCGAAUUCUCUGCAGCAAAAUGCAGUCUAUAUUUAUAACAAUUUAAUAUCAAACUUCAGAUCGUUCCUUAUAUGCUGGCUGUUACCUGUUAUGAUAUCGUAUGAAUUCUUUCAAAUUAUAUUUAAACUUGUCAUGAAGUUCUUUGCCUUUAAUGACUAAAGUAACAAUUUUGAUCUUCACAAUUUUACAAUUUUAAUUUUUUUUUCAUUGACAACGAUUUCUUGAGCAUUUUUGAGAAAGUAAUAAAAUUUUGAAUUUUUUUGAGAAUCAUACUGGUGUUAUUCAAAAUGCAUGCUGGUAGCAUCUGGCAUCCAGUUUUCAACCAUCCAUUCAUAUAAACCAGGGGUGCUCAUAAAGGUGGUAAUGGGGCAAUGAUUCUAACCCCCGAAGUAGGGUUAGAAUGAUUUGUAAUGCCAAUGAAAAUAUAUUAUGUAAGAAAAAUAUUAUUCAGACCAAGUUUACAACUAGUCAUUACCCGGAUAUCAAUGUAUUACACAACCCCCUGUCAUUUUUCAAGCAGUUUGUUGACUAGCAAUUUUAGUAUCCUAGGUUCAGCUAGGAAACCUUAAGGACACAUAAUGCAAAAUAAAGAUGUAAAUUUAACAACAAAAUAUAGCAAUUCAGUGCUAGCAAUGAAUGGCAACAGAAUAACAGACAGUGAUUCUGCAAGUAUAACUGAGAAUUCAAAUGACAUCCAAACUGAUCGAUCAGUAUUUUCCACACCAAGAGUUUUUGGCAAACAGAAAGGAAGUGGUAUCUCUGUUUAUUUGCCAACUUCAGCAACAGAUUUCCUGCUAAGGGUCAAUUCACUGAUUGAAGAUGAAGAAGAAAGAAGCAAAUUGUUUGAUGCUCUCAGAAAUUACCUCGAGUCAAGGAAGGUAAAGAAAUUGGUUAGAGACUUGAAGCUUGUUCUUGAUAAUUCCAAAAAGUAUCCGCUUUUCAAGGAAAUUAGAGCGUUUAUUCCUCCAGAGCAUCUUUUUGCAUUUGAUAAGCUUACUGAAGGGGCAAGAACUGGGGAAAGAAUCAUACACUUGAAACGGCAUGGAAAUGAAUCACUUGGCUUCAAAUUCAAAGGAGGCUUGGAGCAUGGAAUUGGCAUUUAUGUGACCUCAAUAAUCCCAGGCUCAGCUGCACAUGUGUCUGGGCUAAGGAUUGGGGAUGAGAUUUUGAAAGUUAAUGGAUUUGUAUUGCAUGAAUCAAUCCAUGAUGAAGUUGUCAAUGUGCUUAAAAGCAAGAAGUCUCUGACUUUUGUCACUAAAAAUAUGGGCAAAAUUCCUAACAAAGUGAACAAUCGAAUUGUCUGGCAGGAAGUCGAUCCAAACAUGAAAAUUUCUCCAUCAAUUUUAGUGGAUCCGAAAUUCAGACCAUUUUCUGUAGAUGAUAAUACCGAGGUUCCAAGAAACGAUGAUAGAUUCCUCGCAUUUAAGAUAGGAAGAGAAGGACUUGGAUGCAGCAUUCUUAGUGGCAUCGAGAAUUUCGAAGGCGUUUUUGUGUCAGCAGUUUCGCCAAACAUGCUUGCCGACCAAGUCGGACUCAAGGUUGGAGAUCAGAUCCUUCAAGUGAAUGGAAGAAUUUUCGAUAAAAUAAAGCAUUCUGAGGCAGUGGAUGCGCUGAAGUCAAAAAAAGAUCUAACUAUGAUUGUGCGACAUAACGAGAAUGUUGCAGAGUAUCUGAGACGUAAAGCUAAGCAAAAAUCAGAAGCUCUUCAUCCCAUUCUUGUGACCGAAGGAGUUUCUCGAGAAAUCAAGAAGAAAACAAGUUUUGGCGAAGAGCCAUUGGUUGAAUACAUUGAGAGACGAGAAGAAGACGAGGUAUCAGAUGACGAAGAAGAGGAUUUGCAUGGUGCCUCUUCUGAGCCAGGAAAGGGUAAUUUUCAGUAUGAUGAGAGUAUCACUCAAGGCAAAGAUGUCCAUUUUGUUGCUAUUUUAAAGACUGCGCCAUUGAUGCUCGACCUCGAAGUGAAGAAUGAUCUGGUUGUUGUCCGAAACACCUUAAAAGGAGGUUGUGCGGCAGAACAUGGUUUUCUCAAAAGAGGAGACAUUAUUCUGAAUGUUGAAGGAACAGAUUUGAUUGGCUGUGACCCAGUUGAGGCCCAAGAAGCGAUUUCAGAGGCAAUGGGUCGGCUUUCACAACAUAUCGAUAUGGUAGUCGCUUGUCCUCCUGGAAGAAAAGCACCAUUGCCACAAGACAUUGCUAAUACGAGUCUGAUGAGGGAUAACCAGUCCAUUACCAACACUAGUAAGGAUAGCGCUGAUAAAGAGACAGAGGAAACCGCAGAAGAGAAAUCAGCAGUAGCCAGAGCCAUUGCGCAGUUUGAAUCCAAGUCUCCUAAAAGAACUGCCUUCCUUCUUCGAAGGGACAGCCUCGAGAAAGUAAGCAACAGUUUGCGGUUAUACAAAGAGAAGAAGAGGGCGCCGGUGGCAAGGUCGACUGCACCAGCUGCCAACGCCAACUGGGCUUCAGGGUCCCGACAAGUUGAAGCCCGCAGUUUCGAAAGACAGCAGUCAUCUAGUUCAGGUGAUAUGGCCUACUCAUUGGAUCAGUCACAAUCGCCAUCAAUGUCAAAGAGACCGGCUUUUUCAAUGAACGAUCCGAAGCCGGUAACUUUUGCGAAUGGGAACCGAACCGGCGGAUUUGAUGCUGUUGUUAGGGAACCGAAAGAGAAAUGGACAUCAGCUGUACGCAAAGUGAGCGAUUCCUUCAAGGAAGCAAAAUCGGCUAGCAAUGAAUAUUCUCAUCAGGCUCCUGCACAGAGUCCACCUAUGGCUGGCAACAGCGUCAAGAAUCCUUCACCAAAGAGCUUGAAAAACUUUGAUCAUACUAGCCUCGAUUCUAAUGCAACACGAAGAAACAGCGGCGGCGUCACAUCUCAGCCUCCCAAUGAAUCUAUGCUAAAGAGCAAUGACGUAAAACAAAGAGAACCUGUCAUGCGGACGCAAGUGGCUAACAAACCUUCCCCUUUAAGUUCCCGUGUCACCUAUUCUGCCGAAAUAAUCAAGCAAAAAGGCCUUGAUAGUGUCCCAUUGUCUGAUACGCAGAUCCAGGUUCGAGCGCAGGUGCAUUCGCCACCACCGAUGUCUAAUGACGAUAUUCUAAAGACCUGGGCACCAACAUCACCGGCACGUGGUCAUUCGGCCUCCAGUGAGAACCUAUCACCAAAGAGAUCUGUUGCUUUUGAUGAGGAAGUUAUAGAGAUCAUCCACGGCCAGUCUCAACUUUCACCAACAUCGAGGAGUCUCAGUCUAGAUGAGUUGAACGAACGCGUUGAAAAGAGAGAUCGCAAUGGCUCACGGGAAAAGGAAGCGAGACAGGAGCGUAAGAAGUCCGUCGGGUUUAGAGAUACUGUGGAGCGUAUUGAGCCGAUCGAGAGCCUUUCAUACAAAAGUUUGGAUGACAUAUCCAUGAUUGGAAAGAAUGGUUGGGAUGAAAGAAUAAAAAAGUAUGCAAGAAAGGAGAAAGAACAGCACAACCUGCAGCCAAAGAAAAGUGCCUUGCGAAACAGCCCAAGCCCACGGCUUUCUCAUGAUGUUGUCUCGCCCAAUGGCUCUCACGAGAGUGGCUCUCAUGGAAGUGACUAUUAUGAUAACGGCCAUCAAGACAGUGGCCGUCACCCUCCUGAAAGGCGCCCGUCAGCCACUGUACCCCUUGGAUCCAAACACAGCUCCGCUCAUCGCAGCGAUUCUUCAAAGAAAGAGCGUCGGCUUCUGCCCAGUAAUAGCUUGGAUGACGACCCAUCUUUCAACGAGGAAAUUGACAGGUUAGCGCAUUCGCUAGAUCCAUCUAUCGUUAUUCCAGUGCCUGACUACGACGGAGCUUCAGAGACGGCCACACCGCUUCCUUCUGCAUCACAUAAGCGUUCAAAACCGCAUGCCCCACCACCUCCAGUAGCUCCAGCUGUUAAGCCAAAGAAAAGUAACCAGCAGUUAGGCCUAACAAACAGGCUUUUGUCAAAUGCCAAGGAGAGGUUGAAACGGGUUGGAUUUAAGAGAACGUCCCAGAGUGCCAACUCAAAUAAGACCUCAGAGGCAGUUGAUAAACCGAGCAACGUAAGUAAAGCAUCAAGUUCAAUUCCGCCACAACCGCCGCCCCCACCACCACCACCGCCGCCGCCUCCUCCUUUAGAUCCUCAAGGAUCCACACCUUCUCCAAGAGAUUCCAAUUUGCCGCCGAUCGUUCCAAUGCAAUAUGCACUUAUAAAUAAUAGUCCCAGUCCUCCCCCAGGCAAUGCGUCGCUGUCACAGUUAAUUUUGAAUUCACCGGUGCGUAAAGCUGCAGCUUCCAGAAACUACGAAGAUCUUGAGCGAAGAAGGGGCUCGCAGCCUCGAUCAGACGAUUCUCUGAAAACUGAUUCUUUAAGCAUGAGGCCAGCUAUUGCAUCAGAAGUGACUGAAGAUGUGAAGGUGGCUUCUGUUGUUGACAGUAAAGAUAGCAACCCUCGACAAAAGCCACACAGGGGGGCGAAAUAUGUGGAUAUGACAGAUGUUCUCAGUGAAUUGAAAGGGAAAGUGAGAAACAAGGAGGCGAAAGCAAGGCCCAUCAGCAUCCAUUCAGACCGCCCGACCAAUCAUGCAACGUCAUACUCAAAUAGACAAGAAAAUCGAAUGCAGAACGAGUCAGAACCAGCAGCUAGGGAACUUGAUGCUUCAAGUUUUAAGUGGCCUUCCUUAGAAGCUAGUCCCUCUAAACCGUCGCACGAUUCGAGGGAGAGUCGCAUCUUACGAAGACAAGCGCAAAGUGUGGCGGACGUGGAUACGGAGCAGCUUGACGUCGCCAUGGGUGGUCUGAUGACGCCAAGGAGUGCACGGUCGGAUAAAACCUUUAAUGGGAAAGAUGGUGCGGUUCUUGAAAUGGAAGGGACACUGAAGGAGUUUGACGAAGUGAUAAGAUCUUUGGACACAGAGUUGUGAAUCAAAUGACGAAAGUGCUAAACUGAUAACGUAGAAUCGAGAAGAAGAGCUAGCAGUGACUUGAGCUUGAAAUGUAAUAUUUUAGCUUAAGAAACCGUGCUACUCUAUGCAAGACUUGACAAGAAUGUCUGUAAAGCAGUUUUUAUUCUCUAUUUAUACAUGUCUUUGUUUUAUUUUUUGUUGUAUAUAUGAUCAGUAUGUUUAGUAGAUUUUUAAUAAGUUAAAAUAGCUUUAGAGUCAUUUGGUAAACUUUUAGCCUAUGUAGAUGUAUUUAUAGAAAUUUGAUAGCCACUCGAGAUACAUCAGUAAGAAUCCGGAAUGGAGUUAUUCCAUUACCGGUAUAAAGACAACAUAUAUAUCUUAAACUCGGACUCAAGCAGCCAUAACCGGUUCAGAGCUCUCUCUUUCUCCCUCUUGUCACUCCUUCCCUCCCUCUACCCUCUUUUCUUCCGACCUCUCUUGUCUCCCUUGUGUGUGCCCCUUGCCUCUCUUAUCUUUCUUGUCUCUUUAUCUUCCCUGUCUUCCCGUUUCUCCUUUCCGUUGUUUCUCUAUCUCACAUUUCUUCCUGCUUCCGUUCUCUCCCUACUUCUCCCCUCUCUCUCCCUAUUUAUAGAUAACUUAUUUAUGCAAUAGUUAUGCUAUCUUUGAUAGAUAGGUCACAUUGAGGUAUUGUUUUGUACAAUAGAAGCACUCAGAAAAUUGUCCGUGUUUCUUUAUUUGUUUACUUUCGUUGAAUUUCAGAGAUGCUUUAAAAGAGGCUGUAUCAAUGAUUUUUAAGGUUUUCCGGGUCAGAUUAGGUGAUUAUAGAGAUUCUUCUCUAGGAGUAAAAUAGCCAAGCCACUUUGGUUGAUAAUUGAUACAUUAAUCUCAAAUAUUAUACUAGCAACAGAAAACAAAGCUGCUUUGUGCAAAAACCCUUGAAAAAAUAUGGAAAGGCAUUUCUCAAAAUUUGACAAGCGUCUUCGACUGAAAACACAGUUUUCAAAGAGUUUUGAAGGUUGAUCGGGGUGGAAUCAAAGAUG
Molecule: messenger RNA, 6306 nt
Organism: Rhopilema esculentum
Lineage: Eukaryota; Metazoa; Cnidaria; Scyphozoa; Rhizostomeae; Rhizostomatidae
Cellular component (GO): plasma membrane; stereocilia ankle link complex; stereocilium tip
Molecular function (GO): protein binding
Source: RefSeq, a predicted model, not a curated record